AUGGAGAAUGAAACAGAGGAAAUAACAGUGAAACCUGAAUUUGUGCAAAUAGAGGUAAAAGUAGAACCGUUUAUCGUAGAAUCGAAUACAGACACGCAAAACAUAAAAGACGCAGACGAAAGUGAUUCCGACGAGCCAGAAGAUGAUUCUGCUGUUAAAGUGAACUCAAAGGGUAAGAGAAACAGAGUGUCAUGUCCAAAAUGCGAUCGGACGUUAAAAAACCAAGCGAACUUGAAGCAACAUCUACGAACUGUACACUUGGAAGGAGCUGAGACUGUCGAGUGUUCUCAAUGCUUUCGUGUGUUCAAAUCAAGAGAGUACCUCUGGAAUCACAUUCAUGCAGUGCACAGGAACGAUAAGGAAGUGAAUUGCAAGGAAUGCGGUAAGGUAUUUCUAAACAAACGUCGGCUAGACAACCAUGUAUAUUACACGCAUCGCGAUGUAACUCCGAUACCUUGUCCACAUUGUGAUAAAGUAUGUAACGGACAGCGGAAACUCAAAUUACAUAUACGUAACGUGCAUACAAUACAGGACAACAUUCAAUGCCCGCACUGUGACAAAAUGUUUAGAAUCGAGACGCUACUGAGGAAACAUAUCACCUACUCGCACGCGACAGACGAUAUAGAGUACAAAUGCCCUUGCGAUUUGAUAUUUACGUCAUACAUACGAUACAAGAAACACAUGAACAACGUGCACCCAGUCAGUCAACCGCGUUGCCUCAUCUGCCAUAAGUCAUACAAAACUCCGGCUAUCGCGAAGAAACAUCUACGCGUGUGCCACAACAUACCUAAAGACGAUUUGAACAACCACAUAACCUACAACGAUUUACCCGAACUGAUAAAUGAGCCUGAAUGUAGUACAUGCGCAAUUUGCUUCAAAACAUUCUCCGAUAAAGUCGUGUUUCUACGCCACAUGCGAACGACGCAUCCUCCAAAGGAAGCGGAGCAAGCUUGCGAUGUCUGUCAGAAGACGUUCAAAUCCGCGUUCCAUGUAAGGGUACAUAAGUCUACAGUACAUUCUACUAAGGGGAAAGAGACAUGUGAUCUCUGCGGUCGAGAGUUCGCGUCCAAACGGUAUUUAUCACGACACAAAUUGACGCACGUUGUACAUAACUUGGCGCAAUGUAAUAUUUGUGAACGGAUAUAUCAAUCUGAAGCACAUUUGAGGAUACAUAAUAGAAGAGUGCAUGAAAAGACUAUUAUUGGUGUUUGA
Molecule: messenger RNA, 1212 nt
Organism: Colias croceus (clouded yellow)
Lineage: Eukaryota; Metazoa; Arthropoda; Insecta; Lepidoptera; Pieridae
Product: zinc finger protein 888-like
Exons: 1
Coding region: 1-1212 (403 amino acids)
Biological process (GO): regulation of transcription by RNA polymerase II
Cellular component (GO): nucleus
Molecular function (GO): RNA polymerase II transcription regulatory region sequence-specific DNA binding; DNA-binding transcription factor activity, RNA polymerase II-specific
Source: RefSeq, a predicted model, not a curated record